AUGAAAGGUCAUGAAGGUAAAAGGUACUAUUAUUCCAUUAUUGAACGCUACUGCAACAGUCCUAGAAAACAGCAGUUUUUCUUCUGCCGUGGGAAUGGUGCUAAAUGCAUUGUGCUGAGAUUGUUUCUUUCCCUGCAGGAUUAUUUCCACGAGCUCAUCUGCAUCACAGAAAGGGAGAAGUUUGUUGUGCCAAUCCGAGCUAUAGGUGCCCGAGCUAUCCUGGACUUCCCCGACCAGGUGAACUUCUCAGCCUGUCCAGUCAAGUACAGCACCCAGAAAACGCUGCUGGUUCACAAUGUUGGUAACCGGGAGGCCCGCUACUGCAUCAGCACGCAGAGCCCUUUCUCUGUCGAUCCCUCUGCUGGGACUCUUGGGAUUGGUGAUGCCGUGCAAGUAACAGUGGACUUCCACCCACAGAAGACGGGUGAUUAUUCCAGACCCCUGACAGUUCACUACGACACAGGUGAAGAUACUCACACAAGCCUUCAUGGAGCAGCUGAAGAUGUCAACAUCAGGCUAGACAGGAACUCCUUGGAAGUUGAGAAGACCUACCUCAUGCUGUCAAACCACAGAUCCGUGGUCAUCCGCAACCGGAGUAAAAUCAUAGCCCACUUCCAGUGGAAGGCUUUUCUUACUCAAGAAGAGGAGCAUCAGGAGAAGCUGAGGUUCAUUGGAAAGAUUCCUUUCAGUAAGACACACUGCCCAGGGGUAAAACUACCAUACGGCCUCAGAGGGAUGUUAGUGGUUUUUUGGAUGGUAUAGGACAAAUAAAGCAUCCACAAUAUCAGGGUUUCAGGGUAAUGGAGCUCAGUGCUUCCCAUUCCAGUUCCAUCCACAUUCCAGCUGAUGUUUUGGGAAGGAAAAGUUGAUUGCAAUGACUGCAUUUCCUCAGAGAGCAAAUUCCCAUCUGUGGGAGCCCUAAAUCAGUGAGGCCAGGUCCCUGGGCUCGCAGGGGGUCUGUGAGGCUGAGGAAAGUGUCGGCACUCCUUACCUGGGACGGCGUUGAGCAGUAGCACCUAACAGCUGCAGGCAGCGUACCUGUUGUGAUAUUCACUACAGUUUCUUCUCCUCCAGCUUUGAUAGGAUGGCAACCUUCUUCAGCCUGCUUUUGCAGUGGUGCGCAGGGCAGGGUGCUUUGCU
Molecule: messenger RNA, 1140 nt
Organism: Falco peregrinus (peregrine falcon)
Lineage: Eukaryota; Metazoa; Chordata; Aves; Falconiformes; Falconidae
Product: hydrocephalus-inducing protein homolog
Exons: 3
Coding region: 1-762 (253 amino acids)
Biological process (GO): cilium movement; axonemal central apparatus assembly
Cellular component (GO): axoneme
Source: RefSeq, a predicted model, not a curated record